Messenger RNA from Zalophus californianus (California sea lion), 4757 nucleotides. RefSeq names its product 3-ketodihydrosphingosine reductase (gene KDSR). Gene Ontology annotation, biological process: sphingolipid biosynthetic process. The record is from RefSeq and is a predicted model, not a curated record. Lineage: Eukaryota; Metazoa; Chordata; Mammalia; Carnivora; Otariidae. Gene Ontology annotation, molecular function: 3-dehydrosphinganine reductase activity. Gene Ontology annotation, cellular component: endoplasmic reticulum membrane.
CGCGCGCCCGCCCGCCCGGCCCGGCCCGGCCCGGCCCGGCCCCGCCGAGCGAUGCUGCUGCUGGCGGCCGCCUUCCUCGUGGCGUUCGUGCUGCUGCUCUACAUGGUGUCACCGCUCAUCAGCCCCAAGCCCCUCGCCCUGCCCGGGGCGCAUGUGGUGGUUACGGGAGGCUCCAGUGGCAUUGGAAAGUGUAUUGCUAUCGAGUGCUAUAAACAAGGAGCGUUUAUAACUCUGGUGGCACGAAAUGAGGACAAGCUGCUGCAGGCAAAGAAAGAAAUUGAAAAACACUCUAUUAAUGAUAAACAGGUGGUGCUUUGUAUAUCAGUUGACGUAUCUCAAGACUACAGCCAAGUAGAGAAUGUCAUAAAACAAGCACAGGAGAAACUGGGCCCAGUAGACAUGCUUGUGAACUGUGCAGGAAUGUCACUUUCGGGAAAAUUUGAAGAUCUUGAAGUUAGUACUUUCGAAAGACUAAUGAGCGUCAACUACCUAGGCAGCGUUGUACCCCAGCGAGCAGUAAUCACCACCAUGAAGGAGCGCCGGGUGGGCAGGAUCGUCUUUGUCUCCUCCCAGGCAGGACAGUUGGGAUUAUUCGGUUUUACGGCCUACUCUUCAUCCAAGUUUGCCAUCAGGGGAUUGGCUGAAGCCUUGCAGAUGGAGGUGAAGCCAUACAACGUCUACGUCACAGUUGCCUACCCACCAGACACAGAUACCCCUGGGUUUGCAGAAGAAAACAAAACCAAGCCUUUGGAGACUCGUCUGAUUUCAGAGACCGUAUCUGUUUGCAAACCAGAGCAAGUGGCCAAACAAAUUGUUAAAGAUGCCAUACAAGGGAAUUUUAACAGUUCCAUUGGCUCAGACGGGUACAUGCUGUCAUCCCUGACCUGUGGAAUGGCUCCUGUAACUUCUAUUACUGAAGGGCUCCAGCAGGUGGUCACCAUGGGCCUGUUCCGCACCAUCGCGCUGUUUUACCUCGGAAGUUUCGACAGCAUAGUGCGUCGCUGCAUGAUGCAGAGAGCAAAAUCGGAAAUUGCAGACAAAACUGCCUAAUCCUUACCCCUUGGGAAAAGACUGUUUCUGAAUAAUCUGAACAGCUUGCUGCUAAAAGGGACCCAGUUUUUGGCCUACAGACACGUAUGUAUUGCUUUUGACUAUGUGAGAUUGGACCAGUGCUCCUCAGAAACCUGGCUGCAGGGCGAGGGGAUAGACGUUCACCUCCAGGUGAUGUUAUUAAUACUAUGCAAAUACGGAACAGGAGACCUUUGAUUCUCUGGGGCUGAGAGGUGAGGACCCUAUGGGAACAAAUAGCAUGUGAGCAGAGUAAAGAACAUCAUUCCAGAAUGAUCAUUUACAUUUUUCUAUUUAUUCUUUUUUUUUUUUCUUCUUUAUUAAGUCCAGAAAUGUACCUUAUGAUACAUAAGACGCAGCCUUGGGGACUUUUUUUAACCUUCCACGAAAGGCAGUGUAUGGGUUUCUGGGGCCUUUUUUUUUUUUUUCUUUUUUCUUUUUAACAUGGUGUAUUUUAUUCAAGAGUUUUACACAUUGCUGGAGUCUGAAUGCAUGAUAACUCACUGUGCUUCUGGUGGACCCUCGCAGCUUCUCUCUCUCUUUGAUCCCAUAAAAAUACAGGGGGAUGAGAGAGAGCAGUGCAGGGGAAGGGCAGGAGAGAGAGAUUCUCCAGUAGGAGAAAUAAUGCUUUCUUGUCUUGUUUAGACUCGAAUGCAUAGAGCACUUUUUUGUUAUUCAUUCCUGAGGAGAGGCAGCCUCCUAAAAUGUUUUCUGAAGAGAAAUAAAAUCUUAGAAGCUGAAAAGUUUACAAUUUCUUCAACAGCCAUGAUGACGCGGAGCUCACCCCCCCAUGAGUGUCUUGUCAUUCUUCUCAUGUCUCCCUCCUAUUUUGCUGAUACUGCUAUAAUAUUUUUAUAUUACAAAAAAAAAGACCAGUUAAAAUUUUUUGACUUGACUUUUUAAACUAACUCAUGAAUUAAUUAAAACAGGUGAAAAAAAAUUAAGAAGUGUAACAUUCUUCUGGUAGCAUAUAUGUAGCUUUUAAGAAAGGCCGAUGAUCAUAUAUUUACAUUUUCCUCAUUAAGAAAAAGAAGAUAGGACAAGGCCGAUUUUGAAGAUACUCAUUUCUGAAAGAAAAUGGUCACCCAUUCUCUCUGUGACUCCCACUUAACCGGUGAACCUUCUCUCCGUGCCACAUGUUAAGGAAGCCCAGUCAUCACUCCCACAAAACAAGCCCUCGAAGCCUCUUGGCCCCGUGAAUGUUGUUUUCACAUCACAGGCUCUGUGGCUCAGUUAGUGGAUUUCCACAAUUUAAGUGCCUCUGAUGGGUUUUGGCCAGUGUUCCCUGCUUCAUUUUGUCACUAUAUGUGCUCCCGACUUAGGGACAGUCCCCGUCAUAGUAAUGCUAUGCCCCUCCUUCUUGCACACACAGUAUGCAUAUACCAUGCCUACAAAAGAUUAAAGACCUGAAAACUGUAGCAAACCUUUUUUUGCUCUUGAGUUUUGGAACCUCUUGACUUUAAAAUGACUUAAUUUUUUUGAAGUAAGAUAUUUAAUGGCUUUUAUCUUUGGCGUCCUUUUAAUGAGGAUCUGAGAAUGGCAUAUUUUAACACUGACAAAGAAGAAAUUGUUUAAUAUAUAAGUUGCUUGGAAUGACUUCAUUGCAGUUUAUGGGGGUGGGUUGAUGCCAUAAUAGUUUCAUGAAUAUCUCCAUCUUCUAUAGCCAUCGUUUGCAAACUACAUUAGGUCACAUCUCACAGCCUCUUAAGAUAGAGUAAUGGCUCUAUUUCCCUAAUUCGCAGAAGACAGUUACACAUUAAUAUCUGGAUGUUUCUCACUUUUAUUUUUUAUUUUUUUCUCAUGAAUGUUCCUUGAAUGUUGGCACCUCCAAUUGCUGGUCUAGAUGAAGAGUCUAGCCCAAGAUGGUGUCUUGUUUAGGCCAAUUAACUAUUUCACCAGUUAUUUCAACAUUUUUCACGGUUUCCUCAUAGAUUGUACUGUUACCCCCAGGUAAUCUGCUACCUGAACAAAUUUAAGAGCCCCCGUUCUGUGGUGGGAGAUACUUUCCCCAACCCAGUUGCAGCUCGGGCAUGAGACAGAUUUUGUGGAGAUCAUAUCAUUAGGGAAUGGGCGUCUUUGUCAGACAUGUUAAAGGGCCAAAGCUCCGUAUCCAAAAAGCUUUGAAAACUAAGUUGUUGUGUUUUUUUCCCCCCUCUCUUCCUAAAUUUGGUGCCAUUAUUCAUUUGACAGCAAAACCUGACUUGAACUGAUGUAUUAUAGUUUUGAUUUGUCCAUUUCAUCGACUCUUCAUUAAUUUUUCCCCAAGAAACACCAAUGGGUUUGAUUAUAGGUAUUGCCCCAGAUUCUAUGGCGAUGUUUUGUAAUAUCCAGUACAUGCCCCAUAUCACUUUUUUCCAAAUCUAAAAAAUUAGAAUUCUGAAACACGUCUGGCCUGAAUGGUUUAGAUAAGGGAUCAUAGACAUUCAGCAGCACCACACAAAGCUCCAACUUCAUCCAAAACAUGAAAAUAUACAAAGGCAAAUUCUAUUUUUUAUCUUUUCUUGGCUCAGUUUUUGUACAUUUUUUACACUGACUUUGCCUUUUUUUUUUUUUUUUUUUUUGCUCAGGGGAAGGAAAAAAAAAAAACACAAAAAAACCCUGAGUCAGAUUGUUCAGGAAACUGUUGGCUUUUUUUUUUUUUUUUAAGGGGUCAUUCAUUCAACACUUUGUACUGUACCCAGAAGUGGGUAUGUCUUACCUAUGGCAGAAGGAGUUUAAUUACAGUUCUGUUGAAAUGUUGGCUUUCUGUUUGUGACCAACAAUUUCUUGAUUGAGUAUCGGUUCCGAAGUGCUUGCCUCCGCUGGGUUUGGUUUUACUGUUUUAGUAUAGCGUAUUUGUGAGUAUAUAUUUAUUCAAAAAAUGCUGAAUGUCGUUCAUCCAUAGAAAUUCCAGAAUAUGUUCAAGGACCCUUCAUAAUUGAAAAAGGUAUAAGAAACAAUCCCCAUUUCUUUUUACAAAAACCAAAUCAAGGGAAUUGUUCUUCUCUGUUAUUUUUUAAAAUUUAAUUUUCACAGCUGAAAAGAAAAAAAUGAAAAAUGCUGUUAAUAUUGGCCUCUGCAUUAAUACUUAUACAUGUCCAGUUAUAAAUCUGUUGGUUAAACCAUAUAUCAUUGAUUCUUGGAAGUGAACAUUGGGAGAGCGUUUCUAAUAUUUAGAUGACAAAAGCAUUUUGGGAAUAGUUGCUUCAAUUCAAAGAAUUGUAUGUCUUUGUCUUUCUAGAAGAAGGCAAUACCAUAAUUUUUACUGAGUUAUAUCAUCAACAGAUUUAAUUCUAUUACCCCAUGUUCUAAUUUAAACAUGUCUCACUCAAUGAGGACACUUUUUAAAUAUUCAUAGUUUUUGACAUACGAUGCUUUGUAUCUUUCUCAUGUCCUUAGUUCUUAGUAACUUAGCUUUAAAAAGUACCUCCUAACCAUAACCUUCCAUAUUCUGGACUCAGUCUUGUUUAGUUCAGCGCGGUGACGGCAGAUUUGAGAUUUUGAAGAGGAGAUAAUAGCUAUUAUAUUUUACAUGUUUGAUGGGACAACUCUAAAGACAUUUUUAAACUGUAAGAAUGCACAUGGCUAUUUUGAUAUAUAUUAGAACUUGUGUUUGCUACUUUAGAAGCUUUUGUGGCAAAAUUGUAACCUGAUUUUCAUAUCUUGUAUUUCUGAAUCACAACAAAAAAUAAAAUGGGGAACAAGUUUUA